Messenger RNA from Phragmites australis (common reed), 1272 nucleotides. Its product is annotated as peroxidase 47-like. Gene Ontology annotation, molecular function: heme binding; peroxidase activity. Gene Ontology annotation, biological process: response to oxidative stress; hydrogen peroxide catabolic process. The transcript is spliced from 2 exons. The coding region runs from base 95 to 1054 and encodes 319 amino acids. Lineage: Eukaryota; Viridiplantae; Streptophyta; Magnoliopsida; Poales; Poaceae. The record is from RefSeq and is a predicted model, not a curated record.
UGCACUCGCCAUAUCAAGCAAGUGCUCACUCGCUCAUCUUCUUCUUCUUCCUCUUCUCACUCGAGGUGAAGGAAUAGUUAACACUGGUGUGAGCAUGAGCGCGGCCAAGAACCUUGUCAGGCUCCUGAUCGUCGUGCAGGUGGCCGCCGGCCUGGCAGGGGCGCCCGGCGUCGCCGCGCUCAGCAUGGACUACUACGGCAUGAGCUGCCCGUUCGCGGAGAUGAUCGUCCGCAGCGUCGUCGGCGAGGCGCUCAUGAAGGACCCCACCCUCGCCGCCGGCCUCCUCAGGCUUCACUUCCAUGACUGCUUCGUGCAGGGCUGCGACGCGUCGGUUCUGCUGGACUCGACGGCGGGGAACACGGCGGAGAAGGACGCGCUGGCGAACAAGAGCCUGCGAGGGUACGAGGUCAUCGACCGCAUCAAGCAGAUCAUGGAGGCGCAGUGCCCUGGCAUCGUCUCCUGUGCCGACAUCAUCGCGUUCGCCGCCAGGGACGCCGUGUUCAUGGCGGGCGGGCCCUACUACGGCGUGCCCAAUGGGCGGCGCGACGGGACCCGUUCCAGCGCCGCCGACACCAUAGCCCUCCCGGCGCCGACCCUGAACGCGUCGACGCUCAUCCAGAUGUUCGGCUCGCACGGCCUCAACGCCCGGGACAUGGUGGCGCUGUCGGGGGGCCACACGCUGGGCGUGGCCCACUGCGCGUCGUUCAAGAACCGGCUGCAGGGCGAGGCGGCGACGCUGGACGCGUCGCUGGCGUCGUCGCUGGGCGCCACCUGCGCCAACGGUGACUCCGCGACGGCGCCGUUCGACCGGACGAGCAACGCGUUCGACGGCGUGUACUUUCGGGAGCUGCAGUCGCGGCGGGGCCUGCUGAGCUCGGACCAGACGCUGUUCGAGUCGCCGGAGACGAGGGCGCUGGUGAACAUGUUCGCGACGAACCAGGCCUACUUCUUCUUCGCUUUCCAGCAGGGGAUGCUCAAGAUGGGGCAGCUCGACCUCAAGGAGGGAACGCAGGGCGAGAUCAGGAAGAGCUGCCGGGUCGUCAACUCCUACUAGACGAAGACUGCAAGCUAGCUACUAUGUAUUGUGGCCGAUUGUGUCAGGAGAGUGUGUGCUUAAUUAUGUCUUGUAAAACUAGAAAAACAAAGCAUGGCACUAAGCAUAUAUAUAAUACAUGUGCCCAUGCAUGCAAAUUAGAGGCAGAACUUGAUAAGGCGAAAGCAAAUAAUCCAAUGAUCUAGUAUAACUAUAUAAUGUUACAAAUAAGUAAACGA